Cutaneotrichosporon cavernicola is the source of this 2418-nucleotide messenger RNA. RefSeq lists its product as uncharacterized. Gene Ontology annotation, cellular component: plasma membrane; nucleus; cytoplasm. Gene Ontology annotation, molecular function: ATP binding; protein serine/threonine kinase activity. Gene Ontology annotation, biological process: protein phosphorylation. The coding region runs from base 1 to 2418 and encodes 805 amino acids. The transcript is spliced from 3 exons. NCBI's taxonomy places the organism in Eukaryota, Fungi, Basidiomycota, Tremellomycetes, Trichosporonales, Trichosporonaceae. The record is from RefSeq and is a predicted model, not a curated record.
AUGUCAGACGACAACGUCACGCCCCCGUCGAUCCCAGAGCUCGAGGUGCAGCAGCCAUUUGGCCUCGAGUCCGAGUUUGAGGCUGCCUUUGCUCAGUUUGGUCCGUCAUCGACCUCGGCAAGAACCAACGCGCCCACGACUGCAACAGUAACUGGUACCUCCACGCCCGCAGCUCCGCUGUCUACCACUGCCUCAUCGUCCACGGCCAUCACGGAAGAACUCGACGAAACGCAUCCCCCAACACGUGGGGUCAACUCGGACUCGAGCUACGUCCGUGUAGGCAGUACAAGUAGCCCUGGCACGUCCCCAUUCCCGCCGUCGGCGUACCCCGCUGAACCGUGGGCGUUGCCAGCUCCACACCAUCCUCUGGCGCCAACGUCGUCGGGCGAGCAGCGGCCCACGUCGAAUGCGUACUCGUGUUCCUUAACGGAGCGAUCGUCAUCGUCAUCCAGGUCACGAGCCCCUGUUCCCGGCUCGUCCCCAGGUUUACCCUCUGCGCUUGUGACCACUUCUUCUACCACAUCACUCCACAGCUCCAACGGCGGCGGCAACACCGCCCGUCCCCAGGUCAUGAGCAGCCUCAAGGGACGCUUCUUCUCCACCCCCGCGACCAACAGCAGCGUCAGCAUCGCGACUGGCUUUGGUACCGACACGUCGGUAGGCAGCAAGUCGGACAAAUACAAGGCGCUUUCGAAGAAGCCCGCGGGGCUGACCAUCAACGCCAACGCCAAGGACAGGCGUCAGUCCACUGCCACGGCCACGUCGCCGCGCACCCCGCGCAAGUCGAAGCGCGAACCCUCGGGACAACGACACGAGGACCAUCACAACCAUCGUAGUGGCAAUACGGACAAGUCAUCGGCGUCAUCGGUGGCGAGUCGGUUCAUCCGCCGUGUCGUGUCGGCUCCAAAUGCUAAAGCGCUCUUCCACAAGGGGUCUGCUGCGGAUGUGCCCGAGGUGCCCCCUUUGCCCUCCAAGACGGCCACCGCCAACUCUAGCAACGACACUGCCGUCGAUCUGACCGUCUCACCUCCUAUCCCAGCCGUGCCCAAGAUGUCAUCAAUGUCGUCAAGACCGACCACACCAUCCAGGAGUUCGACGCCUUCCUCGUUGUUCCUCAAGCCCGGAAACCUGUCCGCAACUGGUACACGCGGCUCCCGUGCGCACUCGACCAGUGUGAUGACACUCAAGAAGCAGGCAGCCAACUUUGAGGACCCAUCUCGUGCUGGCUUCCGAAGGACGUACAGCUCCAACUCAAUCAAGACACGUGCGGCAGAAGUCUCAGCAUCAUCGUUUGAAAAGAUCAAGCUCCUUGGCAAGGGCGACGUUGGCAAGGUCUACCUUGUGCGCGAGAAGAAGACCGGCUCGUUGUUCGCCAUGAAGGUUCUGUCGAAGAAGGAGAUGAUCAAGCGCAACAAGAUUAAAAGAGCUCUCGCCGAGCAGGAGAUCCUGACAAUGUCCAACCACCCAUUCAUCGUCACUCUGUUCCACUCAUUCCAAUCGUCCGAUUACCUCUUCUUCGUCCUCGACUACUGUAUGGGGGGCGAGUUCUUCCGCGCCCUCCAGACCAGGCCGGGCAAGUGCCUCCAGGAAGAACAUGCCAAGUUCUACGCCGCCGAGGUCAUUGCCGCCCUAGAGUACCUUCACCUCAAUGGCUACAUCUACCGUGACCUCAAGCCGGAGAACAUUCUCCUGCACCAGAGUGGCCACAUCAUGCUUUCCGACUUUGACUUGUCCAAGCCCUCGGGCGAGCCCGGCGGUGCGGCCGCGGCCGUCCAGACGGGCGCCAACGGCGUCAUCCUCGUCGACACACGUAGCUGUAUCGCCGACUUCCGCACAAACUCGUUUGUCGGCACAGAGGAGUACAUUGCGCCUGAGGUGAUAAAGGGCUGCGGCCACACGUCGGCGGUCGACUGGUGGACGUUAGGCAUUCUCGUGUACGAGAUGAUUUUCGCCACCACCCCGUUCAAGGGCGCCAACCGCAACACGACCUUCUCCAACGUGCUAAAGAACGAGGUGCCUUUCCCUGAGGACCGCCUGGUCACAAACCUGUGCAAGUCUGCGAUCCGCAAGCUCCUCAUCAAGGACGAGCACAAGCGCCUCGGCUCACAGUCUGGCGCGUCCGAGGUCAAGCAGCACAAGUGGUUCGCGUCCAUUUCAUGGGGCCUGCUGCGCCACAUGACGCCUCCUAUCAUUCCCGCAGAGUCAAACGGCAUUGACGCCGUCAACUUCCGGACGAUCCGCGACUCGAAGAGCAUCGACUUCUUGGACGAGUCGGACAUUAUCCUCGGCCAGGCUGGCAGUGUCACCGCGGUGGCGGGCACGCCCGGCAUGCUCACGCCCAUGGAGCUGGCCGAGCCAGAGAAGAAUCCCUUCAACGAGUUUUCCAGCGUAACACGCGAUUUUACCGACGGCUAUUAG